AUGGUGAGGGUGUCGGAAGACGAACUGAGCGACAAGGGAUUGGAGGAAUUUUUGUCUGAUGACAGUGAUGAUGGAGAUGAAGCUUUGUUAAACAAAAAAUAUGCUGAAAAGGAAGCACUAAUAACACUGGAAACUAAAUUUCCUAAGAUUGUGACAAUUUUGGGAAUUCCGAAGGUGGAGGAAGAGAAACAUAGCAGACUGGCAGAGGUGCUGAAAAAAUUGUUUAUAAGACACUUAAAUGCAAAAAUAAGUGAUUCUUCCCUUUUGAAUAUUAAAAUUCAUAUGCCAGUUGAUGAAGAAAAGAAAACAAAAGGUAUAUGCUUUGUAACUUUUAACGACAGUUUUCAAGCAAAUGAGGCGGUGAAAAUCUUGAACAAGUUAAAACUGGAUGCAAAACACGUAUUAACAGCAUCGAAAAUGGAUGAUAUAGAAAAUAUUAUAAAUCGAGAUGAACGUGUCAUGCCAAUUAAUGUUGUCGGAUUUACAAGAGAAAAAAUUAGAUGGUGGUUAUAUGAUGAAAAGUGUAGAGAACAAUUUAUAGUACGAUAUGAUUCCCAUUUUGAAGUACAUUGGUUUGAUCCAUUAGAAAAAGAACCACAACUAAUAUAUACCACAUUUAAGAAAAAUGCACCUUUUUCAAGUGUACAAUGGAGUAAUCAAGGUUCAUAUUUAGUUAGUUUUCACAACCCAGGUAUAGCACUAUGGGGUGGUGAUACUUUUGAAAAAUUAAUUCGAUUACAACAUAAAAGUGUUAAAGAAAUUAGUUUUUCUCCAAACGAAAAUUAUGUAUUAACAUGGGAUGGUACUCCGGCAUCUUUAAGAAAUGAAAAAUCUAUCUGUAUAUGGAGAGUAAUAACUGGAAAAUUAUUACGUUCAUUUAUAACCCCUGAAUUUAGUGCUAAGGAUAAAAGUUUUCAUUAUUUUUUAUGGAGUCCAGACGAUAAGUACAUAGCAUGCAUAGGAAAACAGAAGGAAGUAUAUGUGUAUGAAUUACCCAGUAUGUUACUAAUGGAAGAUCAUGAAAAGAAAAGAACUCCUUUGAAAUAUACAUUAGUAAAAGAAUUUGAUUGGUCACCCGUUGAUAAUAUUGUUUCUAUUUGGAUUCCAGGAACUAAGGUUGCACCAGGAACUUUAGUGUUAGUUGAUAUUCCAUCAAGAAAAGAAUUAGUGUCUAGAAAAAUCUAUGAUGUUGUACACGCUUCUAUUCAUUGGCAAAGUAAGGGAGAUUAUUUGUGUCUUAAAACUACUAUUGAAAAAAAAAUCAGUAAAAAAAGUAAGAAAGAGUAUACCCAAUUAGAAAUAUUCAGAAUGAGAGAAAAAAAUAUUCCUGUUGAUAAUAUACAAAUUGAAGGAAUCAAAACGAAGCAAUUUCAUUGGGAAGAAUCCAAUAGUAAUAGAUUCGCUUUAAUAGUUAGAGAUGAAGUUACAAGUAGACAACAAAUUAGAUUCUACAAAAUUGCAAAUAAAGGCACAGCUAAAAAUGCCAAAUGGACCAGCACAUUUGAUAUUAACAGUCAGAUGAAUUUUAUGCGAUGGUCACCACAAGGAUCUUACUUUAUCUUAGCUUCAUUAGGAGCAGAAGGAUUACUAUACUUUUGCCAUCUCAAUUCAAAUGAUGAAGUGGAAGUAAUACACAAAGAUGAACACUUAUUAGCAAAUUCUGUUUCUUGGAGUAAUUGUGGAAGAUAUUUAGUUACAUCUAUAUCAAGUAUGCCAAAUGCAGCAAGUUCUAAUUAUAGGGAAGAAAAUAGUGAAACUGGGUUCUACAUAUGGUCAUUUCAAGGUAGAUGCUUAAUGACAAUAAAAAAACCGUCCUUUUUUCAAUUUUUUUUCAGACCACAUCCAAAAUCAUUAUUCAGUGAUAAACUAAAAUUAGACAUUAAAAAUAAUCUAAAAGAUUAUUCUAAAAAGUUUGAUGUUAUGGAUGAAAAAAUUAGACAUGCCAAAAGGAAUCAACUCAUUUCGGACAGAAAAAUUGUGGAAACUAUGUUUAAUCAAAAAAUGGAAAAAAUCACACAGCUAUUUCAGUCCUUUAAGGAAUACGAGCAGUUUAAGAAAAACUGGGAACAGUUUGAGAACCAGUUCGAAUGGGAAGAGAAGACGGUUGUCAUUGAACAUGUACUAUCUGUCAAACAGGAAAUAUUUUCUUAG
This is a messenger RNA of Plasmodium gonderi, 2151 nucleotides long. Its product is annotated as Eukaryotic translation initiation factor 3 subunit 9. Gene Ontology annotation, cellular component: eukaryotic translation initiation factor 3 complex. Gene Ontology annotation, molecular function: translation initiation factor activity; RNA binding; translation initiation factor binding. Bases 1 to 2151 code for a protein of 716 amino acids. The transcript has a single exon. Gene Ontology annotation, biological process: translational initiation. Lineage: Eukaryota; Apicomplexa; Aconoidasida; Haemosporida; Plasmodiidae. The record is from RefSeq and is a predicted model, not a curated record.